This is a messenger RNA of Parnassius mnemosyne (clouded apollo), 261 nucleotides long. Lineage: Eukaryota; Metazoa; Arthropoda; Insecta; Lepidoptera; Papilionidae. The record is from the annotation of a GenBank genome assembly.
AUGGCGGCGGAGCAAGAAAUAAAUAUUAAGUUUGUACAAGAAGUUGAAAAACAUGCUUGUUUAUAUAACUACAAAUUACCAGAAUACAUGCGGAAAAAUACAAUAGAUAGGACUUGGGCAGAAAUUGGGAAUAAAUUUCAAAUAACAGGAUCAGAAGCUAAAGAAAAGUGGAAAAAUCUACGUAGUGUUUUUGUUCGCCAUUUGAAACCGCCUAAAAGUGGAGCAGGGACUGCGCAAAAAAAAACCAUACUACUUAGCUGA